Molecule: messenger RNA, 2970 nt
Organism: Physella acuta
Lineage: Eukaryota; Metazoa; Mollusca; Gastropoda; Physidae
Product: protein tyrosine phosphatase domain-containing protein 1-like
Biological process (GO): cilium assembly; protein dephosphorylation
Molecular function (GO): protein tyrosine phosphatase activity
Source: RefSeq, a predicted model, not a curated record
CCGGUGUUUUUAGUAACCAAUAUUUUGUGUGAUAAGUCAAACAACGUUGUAUAAAGUGACUCAAGUGAAUGGACUACCUUUGACACCUAUAUGCCACUAAAGGCCAGACUGAACUUAACUGCUAGGCGUCUCAUGUUUUCGACGUGGAUGUGAUACUUGUUGAAGUUCACAAUGGAUCCUGACCCUGAUGUGCAGAUGCCCCCUGAAGAAGAAGACUUGGAGAACUGGGGCAAUGGUGUGGAUGUUUCCAACAGAGAAAGGGAUCCACGAUCAAGUUACACAGCGUUUGGUGAAAGAGCAAGGAAGGUUAUACCAGGUGAGAGCCAGUGCAAGAUGUUCUGUGGGGGCAAGCAGUGCAAGUACUGCACGACAGAGCAUUGGAAGCCAGAACAGAUGGUCAUACCAGGGGUGUACUCUGAAUGGGUCACAGACAACAUUUUAGCCAUGGCCCGUUUGUCUAAUGCAAAUAUAGAAAAGUAUCAGAUGAUUAAAAGUUUUAAGGAACAUAGUGUGAAGACAGUUAUUAAUCUGCAACAACCAGGUGAACACGCACACUGUGGGUUUGGUAAUGAUGAAAGUGGUUUCUCCUACAGCCCACAGAUUCUCAUGGAAAACAAAGUAUAUUUCUACAAUUUCGCAUUAAUGGAUUACGGAGUGGCAUCAGUCUCAACACUACUGAGUAUAGUUAAAGUUAUGCAGUUUAGUUUGUCUUCAGGGAAAGUUGCUGUACAUUGUCAUGCUGGGUUAGGAAGGACUGGGCUUAUCAUUGCUUGUUUCUUGAUAUUCAACAACAGAGUCAGUGCCCAGAAGGCAGUGCAGUAUGUUAGGUCAAGAAGACCAGGGUCCAUUCAAACCAGAAAACAGUUAAAAACAUGUUACAUGUUUGAAAGAGAAAUCAAAAUUUAUUUCAUCAUAUUUCCAUCAAAAGUUGAAGGUGCAAUGCCUUUGACAUUUAGUAAAUCUUUGAAAAGGCAAACAGAAAUACUUCAUGGUUACGAAGCCAGAAAAUUAAAACACAUUCCUAAAGUAAUUUACGUCUGCUGUGAACGCCUACUUGAACUGUGUGGUAGGGGUGGCUCUCUCUCCAACCUGCGCAACAAACCAAUUGAACCCACCCCACCCGAUCUGGAAUCCUUGGCCGGCUGCUCAACCAGCCGUGACCUCCCAGACAGCCUGGGUAACUCAUUAGGGCUGGGGGAUUCUCAAGACUUUCUAGGCUCAUCCAGUGCCUCUUUCAGCAACGGUGAGAUGCUCAACCAACAGGCAAACUCUUCCAGCAAUGAUGGGGAGGAUGAUGAUGAGAAGCUUGAAAAUGGUGAUGUUGGGAGUGGUGAGGAGGGAGGCGUCAACACCUCCCAGCAGGAUUUGGCUGGGAUGGAUUACACAAGACAAGAGUCAUCCACCCUGUGUGAGGCAAAGUUCACAGUACAAGAGCUUUGUGAUAAGAUUGUUGACAUGGAUAAGUCCAAACGUACUACAGAGAUUAACAGCAAGGUGGAUGCUCUAGAGGAGUUGCUAAACAAAAAGGAUAAAGCAUGGCAAGAUUUGGCUAGGGAAGACAACCCUGAAGUGGUGUGUGGAGUCUUGUUUGACUGGAUUGAUCAGCUCAGUGAGCCCAUCUUGACAUCACAAGACAUUUUACUUCUACUGAAAGACAACUCAACCGAUCUUGGGAAAAUUUUGUUGCACUUGCACAGGAGCUUGAAGCAUUUCCUGGAGUACAUCAUACUAGUGCUGUCCAAGUUCCAGCCCCUUGAACAGAAGACCACUGACAAGCUCUUGGAACUCUUCCUAUGUAAGCUGUGCCAGAAAAAAUUAAACAUAGGCUUUCUCAAAAGGUCAAUGUAUGAACAGUCCUUACACGCGAUGGAGGCGAAAGAUCUUUUUAUCAUAUUUGAGAGACUCUUAGACACUCAAAAGGGAAUUCCAUUAGUUUCGUCCUAAUGUAAUCAGGAGUAGCUUGUCAUGUUUACUUUCAAAAUUUACUAAACUACUUACUUUUGACAAGAAAAUAUUCAGGGACAUUUCUUUAUGUUAUGUCAUUUUUUAGUAGGCACUCUAAAAACAAUGAUAAAAACAACAAAUGUUGAUCACAUGUAAAGAACACUCCAGUUGAGAUUUUUUGUUUACUUUUUUAGUUUUGCAGUUUCACUUUUAAACUUACAAUCAGAAAAAAAAAAUCGUUUAAAAAUAAUUUUGAUUUUUACAAUCUUUUGUCAAUUUUCCAUGUUGAAACUUCAUAACAUUUGUGACAAUUUUUUAUGAUAAAACAUUUGUGACAAUUUUUGAUGGUGAAACAUUUGUGACAAUGUUACAUGUUUGUAUGUCACAUUAGUGCUAAUGUUGUAUGAGGAAUCAAGUUCCGUGUUGUAACUCUCAAAUGUCUCAUAUUACUAAGUGGACUUACGUAUUUCUGAAUCACUGCCGGUGUAUGAAUCUUCUGUCUUAGUGUUUUCCUCAAUCAUUUUCUCAUCAUAGUUAUACAUUCCAAGAUAAAUUUUGUUUGUAACAAUUAACAUUCCCCAAAUGUGUGAUUGAUAUUUAAGAAAAAAUAAUCAUGUGAGUGCAAUGUCAGCAGUUAAUACAAUUGAAAUAAUGGAGUUAUUGUUAAACCCUUAGUUAGCUAAAUACUUUUGCCAUUUCAUAAUUUACAUUCCUCCCUCAUUUAGACUUUACAGAUAUUGUUGUAUUUAUACAAGGGAGAUUAUUUUCAUUCAGGGUAAUAUAAACUUUGGGUAUUUUUUUUUGACAGGGUGGUAGAGGUGAUUCUCUGCCUUUGUCAGUUCACACUUUGUUAAAUUUUUUUCAAGGGAGAUAAGAACCAUUCUUUGUAUUUAAAGUGCACAACUUGUUGCAUAUUGUUCUGUAAUGUGUCUACAUUUACAAAAUGAUAUAAUGUGUAUCCUUAUACAUUACUGGGCUCUACUAGUGAUUUCAUUUUUUUUUAUCUACCUCUAAUCUUUGUUUGUU